GCAAAACGAGGCCGCAUUCGCCGGACCAUGAGCUGGCUUUCCAGUUUGACGUCUGCGGAGAACGCAGCUGCUCUUUUCAAGCAGGCAGUAUCACAUGUUGAGAGUAAGAUUGAUCAAGUCCUCGACAUUCCACAGGGUCCCAACCAGAAUGCCAACACUCGACAACAGCAUGAAGCAGAUGCCUCAAGAGUCUCUCCUAGAUCUUCUACAGGGUUCCGAGCUCUCAGAGAUCUUUCCGCUUCCUUAACGACAGGGUUACAAGCAGUAAACGCGGACUCAACGCCGCGCUCCUCGCGACAUCCUUCGGAGACCUCCCCUCAGACGUCUGUGCAUUCGACCACAUCAGAGCUACCCCCCAAUGCACAGCGCUCGGCUCCACUAGAUAGUUCUGAGAUUGCAGAGGCCCUGAACAAAGCGGAGAAAGAAGGCACGGAGACGCCUUCCCUUACUGUGGACGAAAAUGCACAACAAAUGGAAAGUGAGAUACCCACCACGAUCGCUUUCGGGGAAGACCCGGAUAAAAGUACCGAGGGAGUUGUGGAUAACGAUUCGACAAUGAAUGACGCACUAGAAACACCGGAAGAUCAGAAGUUGAUUAUGGAAAAGGAAACCGUAGCAACGAGCCAUAAGACGGAUGGGCCACUAUCUGACCCAGCUGAGGGGAAAGGCAUGGUAGCAGAGGAGCUAGCGUCAAGUAGCGAGAAUAUUGUCCCUCGAAUACAAGAGUCGGCAAUACAUAAGGAUACCGAUCUGCAAACUGAGACGAUAGGGCCUGCUUCAGUAAUUGAGGAUGUUGCAUCAGUAAUUCCUCCCAUUGACCUUACGAGCACUUUAUCGGAACCUCUUUCACCGUCUGAUGAGACAGAGGACCACGCACCUGGCGCUGCUUCCCCCAAAUCAAAUCGAACCGAUUUACCAUCUUCCGCCGAUGAUAGUAAAGAGCUAGCGAGGCUGAGGGCGAUUAUCGAACAGCGCGAGCAACAACUGAUGAAAACAAUGCAGGAGAACGCAACUUUAACUGACACACUCACAAGCUUGAAAACCCAACUGGAACAGUCCGAAGCUCAGCGCAAUGUGGAGGCAACUGCGGCAGAUGAUAAAAUCAGAGAUCUCACAGAGAGGCUUAAUUCUCUUGAGCGACAGCAAAGCGCUACGUCUCAGACAUCGGUGAACGAAGCGCUCUUAAAGCUGCAACAAAAGGAGGAAAUGAUUACUCAACUGAUGGCGGAAGGUGAGAAAUUAUCGAAAGCAGAGCUCAAGGCCAACACUACAAUCAAGCGACUGCGCACGGAAAAGAUUGACAUUGAAAAGCAGAUGAAAGAUGUCACCACCAAGUUAGGUCAGACGAAUCUGGAAGUUACCGGCUUGAAGAGUAAAUUGGCGGAACAGGCCGAUAAUGAAAAGAAGCAGACCGAAAUGAUACGUUCCCUUAAGGAGGUGAACGAGCGACAGACAAAAGAAAUCACGCGCCUCCAAACGGAGCUCGCGACCGCUCGGGAACAGCAGACUGAGGUGCAAUCGGCUCUGGACCGGGUGAAGUCAGAGUUUGACGAGGCCCAAAAGGCUCAUCGGGAAGCAACGUCUGCUGUUGAAUCUCAGGCCCUGGAUAUACAGGUCCGUCUCAACAAUGAUCUUCGUAGCGAACUUGAAACUGUCAAGCGGGAUGCGGAAGUGCUUCAGCAGUCACUGACAAAAGAUGUCCAUGAUCUAAGGAUGACAUUAGCUCAGAGAGAGGAAGAUGCGGGAUGGAAAGAAGAUAUGUUACGACGGGAUAUUGACAUCCUUCAGCAAAAACUUCAAGCGGCAGAGGCUCGAAAUAAUGAGUUCUAUGCGUCCGGCCAGGAUGCCACGCUACCCCUACUACGACAAAUUGAUGCACUACAAUCACAACAUAAUUCUGCUCUUCGGAAAUGGGAACAACUGGAGCGAAGCCUUACUAUGCGAAUUCACGAAGCCGAGCAGCAACGGGACACAGCUACAUCGAAGGAAAACAAUUUCCAAAGUCGGAUCGACAAGCUGCUCUUGAGAAUACAGGAACUCGAGGGCCAAGUGAGAUCUGGAAUAGAGGAAACGGCACGACUGUCUAGGCAGCUUGAGGCGAAGGAAAAGCGUAUCAGCGAGCUGCAGCCACAGAUUUCGUCGCUGGAGACGAAAUGUACCCAGCUAGAUGCAAAAUAUGCGCAAUCUUUGCAGGAUGCGACCAAAUUGGAGGAGAAUUUCCGAAAGCGGUUGGAGGAGGAGCGACUAAAAUGGGAAGAGCGCUAUCGAUUAGAACAAAAGCAGGUGGAGAAUAUCAAGGACGAGAGACCUUCUUUACGAGUAGAGAUACCACCACCACAAUCCCAGACGGGCAUAUCUACCCCCAGGCAGAAUUCUGCAUCGUUCAUUGGAGGGGAGUUCCGCACCAGUGACACAUCACUCGGAGCCUCCAUGAAUACAGCUGCGGUUAUAGAUCGCCUCCAUGCCAGUGUCAAACAUUAUGAAGGGCAACUCGGUUCUUUACAGUUACAAUUGCAUUUGGCGGAGGAGGGGCGAAAUGAGCUAGCCGAGGAGCUGGUCAGAUUGACGGCAGAGCACGAAGAAAUGACCAAACUUUGCGCGGAACUUCGUGCUCUUGCAAAAGAGAAGGAGGAUCUUAAUACAAGAUAUCUAGCUGCGCUGGAGUUGCUGGGCGAGAAGACGGAACGCGUCGAAGAAUUGCAAGCGGAUAUCCUUGAUAUGAAAGAGCUCUUCAAACAGCAGGUAACUGAUCUGGUGGCUGAAUUGGACGAGCUACGAAGAAGCUCGCAGCGAAAAUAGAUUGUCCUCCUACAGAUAGAACAUUUCUGCAUGUAUUUGGUAUACAAUGGGACGGUUGACUGGCGUAUGACCAUAUUCGAGACAUUUCAGUUCACCGAGGGACGGUGCGUCCGUCGCGGUGUCGAAUGUUCAGUGAUCAAUUAGAAUGGGUCAAUGCUCGCUGAGGCAUGUGUAUGCGAUACAUUCAUAGUUUUCUGUUAUUUCAUCGCGCUUGCAAUGCCACCUAUAUAAGGUAGCAACGUCAGGGGAUGCAACCGGUGACGAGCAAUUAGGGUUCUACAAUAGGAAUAUACCGAGAAGAGAAAUGGAU
Spizellomyces punctatus DAOM BR117 is the source of this 3109-nucleotide messenger RNA. RefSeq lists its product as uncharacterized. The transcript has 16 exons. The coding region runs from base 28 to 2799 and encodes 923 amino acids. Gene Ontology annotation, cellular component: Golgi apparatus; endoplasmic reticulum. NCBI's taxonomy places the organism in Eukaryota, Fungi, Chytridiomycota, Chytridiomycetes, Spizellomycetales, Spizellomycetaceae. The record is from RefSeq and is a predicted model, not a curated record.